Culex quinquefasciatus (southern house mosquito) is the source of this 2009-nucleotide messenger RNA. Its product is annotated as SOX domain-containing protein dichaete. The coding region runs from base 347 to 1288 and encodes 313 amino acids. Gene Ontology annotation, biological process: regulation of DNA-templated transcription; anatomical structure morphogenesis; cell differentiation. The transcript has a single exon. The record is from RefSeq and is a predicted model, not a curated record. Gene Ontology annotation, molecular function: RNA polymerase II cis-regulatory region sequence-specific DNA binding; DNA-binding transcription factor activity, RNA polymerase II-specific. NCBI's taxonomy places the organism in Eukaryota, Metazoa, Arthropoda, Insecta, Diptera, Culicidae.
AUUCAUUCAGUUUGAGUUUGGCUCUUGUGCAGUAAAGACCUGGUUUUGAGUCGAACUUUUUUCCUCCGUCAGCAAAGAAUAGACUUUCUCGAGCCUUUUUUGUGUCUUUGGGAUUUGUGAAGAGAAACAAGUUUCGUUAUUGUGCGCUGAACUUGGAAGUGCAAAGAACAAUCAGUACAACAGAGAGACUGCAAUCAGUGUGAAUUAAGAUAAAAGGUUUCAUUCAGAGUGAGAUUGAGCCGAGUGACCUUAUGAACUGAGCGUAUUCGUGAGCAAGCAAGAAACUAUCAACGAGUGAGUGCUCGUGUUCAGUGAAGAAAGUUAUUCGUGAAGAAUCAGCGUGAAGAUGAUCAACCACAGCAUGGCCAGUUUAACCCACCAUCAUUACGGAUUUCCGCUCGGUGGUCACCAGAUGGAGAUGCCGCCGGCAGCGGAUUUCGCACCUCAACCGAACCACAGUCCGGGAAGUGUGGACGUUAAGCCGCGGCUGAACUUUGGACCAAUGGCCGGAUUUGGACAGACUCACCAUUCCCCGACCCAGCCCGGAUCUCAGCAGACCUCACCCGGACAGGAAGGUCACAUCAAACGUCCAAUGAACGCCUUCAUGGUCUGGUCCCGUCUCCAGCGCCGUCAGAUCGCCAAGGACAACCCCAAAAUGCACAACUCAGAGAUCUCCAAGCGGCUCGGAUCCGAAUGGAAGUUGCUUUCCGAGGCUCAGAAACGCCCGUUCAUCGACGAAGCCAAACGCCUGCGGGCUAGCCACAUGAAGGAACACCCCGACUACAAGUACCGCCCACGUCGCAAACCCAAGAACCCUCUGGCCAACGCCGCCAACGGACUCCCGCUCGGCAUGCAGCAAUCCGCCAAAGCCAGCCUCGGAUCCUCCUACCCGUUCCCGCAACUCCCGCCGUACUUUGCCCCGUCCCAUCAUCUCCAGCAGCUCGAGCAACACUACUCGGUCCCGUACUUCGGCGGCUUUGACCCGAUUACCCUGUCCAAACUUCACCAGUCCCAGCAGUCCCACCAAUCGUCCUCCCCAACCGGCAUGGAAGCCCAAAAGACCCAGCAGAUGCCCCCGACGUCCCUCAGCUCGUUCUACUCCAACAUCUACAGCGGAAUCUCCGCCGCAGCCGCGGCCGCCCCCCUCUACGCCGCCCACUCCGGAUCCCUGUACAACUCAUCAGCCUCAUCCGCCUCGCCCGGGUCCAGCCCGAGCGCCUCGCAACAUUCCAGCGCCCUGCCCGACAUCGAAAACUCGAUCCGACGGCCCGUGCAGGUCCUGUACUGAGUGUCCAGCAGUUGUUACUCCUAAAAAACCCCCGGCGGCGCCGGAUCGCAACCUAACCUCCGCGGACGUCAAACCUAAGCUGUUGUGUAAAUAUAUCGGCGAAAUUGAGGUUAGGUUCGCGAUCACUUUUAAUUUAUUCAAUUAAACAAAAAAAACUCACGAAAAAAGGAACGAUACCCCUCUCAUAGUAGGAAGAAAACUCAACAUUUUAGGUUUUUUUUGUUUUUGUAGAUUUGUGGUAGCGCGUAUUAUUUGUCCCCCAGAAUCCUACAAAACAAAGAGCUAAAACAAACGAAAGUAAACCAAUGUUUUUACCUGUGUAAAUAGCUAGAGAUUUAUCGCGAUGAGUGAGAGUGAGUGAGCGAUUGAGAAAUAAAACGUGUGAGCGAGAAAACAAACAAACGUAGGCUAAUUGUAACAGACACACAAAUUACAUGAAAAACAAACACACUCUGUGAGGUUUUGAACAACAAACGACUCAUUCCUAAGUUUAGUUGAUAUUUUUUCUUUCGUUUAGAGCAAGGAUACCAUUCCAUUAUACAAAGAAAUCAAGGAUGAAAUCUACUCAGCUGAUCUUAACGAUAUUUAAGUUAGGCUUACUUUUUUUUAUGGAAAAAGUAAUUUUAUUUGUUAUUAAUUGAUACGUGAAGAAAAUGGAGAAAACGAAAAAUAAAUGAAAAAAACUCAAUUGUAUGCAAAAUAAAACAUUUCUUAAAACAAA